AUGUCAGAGUACUCGGUAUAUCAACAGUUGAAUGAAGAUUCACAUGCAACUAAAUAUACUUAUAAAUUACUACAGCUACCAUCAAAGAUCUUAAACCAACUUGAAUCAAACACAGCUAACUUGUACAUAAAAUCCGAUAUCAAUUCCCUAGCAUUAUGCACUGAUUCAGAAACGUUCAAGUUGAGACAAAUGAAUCAUUCCAAUACAGUCUUGCUAUUGAAUAAAGAGCCUGAUAGUAAGUUAAUUGGGUUUCAGAAAACCAGUUACGAAUAUGAAUUAACAGAAAUCAAGGGCUCGAUUGAUACGUCCAAUAUUCCUAUCUUCAAUGGACGGACAGUACCGCAACGUAUUGAUUUGCAAGCAUUAAAAGAUAAUUCGAUUUGUUCAUAUCAAGAGUUUUUAUCAAACUGGUACGAGUUGGGAGGUUGUGAAAUUGAUCAUGGGGCAUAUAUCAUGAGUGCAGACAUUCUUACUGAACUAUUGUAUUUGUUAAUCACCAAAUUGAUGAGCUUACAGGUACAUGAGUUUUCUUGGGAGGACGUUUCAUCCAUCAUCGCGCCCCCUUAUAAUGACUCGAUGUUGACAUCAAUCAUACACAAGUUUUGUACUCUGGAGAAUGAGAAAUAUCACUUGAAUGAUUUGAAAAUCACCCAGUGGUUUGGUAUUGUGGAGAUGUCGAAAAUCAAUCAUAAAAUGACCGAUAUCUCGGAGUUCCUAUUGAAUUGGAAAACUAGCUUGCCGUCAUUCUAUAAUCCUCCAUUGGAUCUCAGUCAGUUGACCGGCUAUUACUGCUCGCCAAUUGAACACAAAAUAUUGUAUGUUGACCCCGAAUCCUUAUCAGAAAACUUGAGUCAACGAUUCAAAGAAUUGUUUGAAUUAGAUAAAAGCUGGAAUUAUGAUGAGUUUAUUCCAUUCAUUUCAAAGUUUGUUCCUGCUGGUAAGAAGGUCGACUCGAUUAUUUUGAAGUAUGGCAAGAAGAAGAAAGUCGGGAAGAAUAGGUUUGUAGUCUGUCCUAGAUAA
Candida dubliniensis CD36 is the source of this 1020-nucleotide messenger RNA. RefSeq names its product Dcc1p (gene DCC1). Gene Ontology annotation, cellular component: nucleus; Ctf18 RFC-like complex; chromatin. The transcript has a single exon. Gene Ontology annotation, biological process: maintenance of mitotic sister chromatid cohesion; mitotic sister chromatid cohesion. Bases 1 to 1020 code for a protein of 339 amino acids. Lineage: Eukaryota; Fungi; Ascomycota; Pichiomycetes; Serinales; Debaryomycetaceae. The record is from RefSeq and is a predicted model, not a curated record.